AAUUGAUACCAGUUUUACAGUAACCAAUCGUGAGGAAACUAUCAUAGACACCGUCAAUAAGUUCACAUUGAGACAGGCAUUCAAAAUGGUAUCCAAGCUCCAAAUAUCAUCAGCCCUCUGCCUUGUGGUCCUGGUGACAGUGACAGUUGGGCAAAACAGUGAUCAAAUACCCGAUCCAGGCAUAUGCGUUGGAGUCAACGCGGAUACUCGCUGUAGUUUGAGUUGCCUCAUGUACUCUAAAUACGUAGAAGGCUAUUGCGAAGAUGGAUUUUGCCACUGUCAAGGCCGUAAACCUGUGCCUCCGUCAGCGGAUCCAGUCCCUUACGGACGAUGUGCUUCAGUGGAUGGAGAUGGGAAAUGUAAUUUGACGUGCCUGUUCUUCCAGAAAUUUAAGGAAGGAUUCUGUCAAGACGGAGUCUGCAUGUGUUCUCCGAAAUAAACAUAACUGCGUGCCUUACAGUGUCAUACAACUCAUUGGACUCGAAUUUCGUUUUGAUUAAAAUAAAGGAAACUAGUAGAAAAGU
Hermetia illucens (black soldier fly) is the source of this 524-nucleotide messenger RNA. RefSeq lists its product as uncharacterized. The coding region runs from base 86 to 439 and encodes 117 amino acids. The transcript has 3 exons. NCBI's taxonomy places the organism in Eukaryota, Metazoa, Arthropoda, Insecta, Diptera, Stratiomyidae. The record is from RefSeq and is a predicted model, not a curated record.